CAAGCUAACAAACAAGAGAUGGAAUAACAGUGCAAUCUUAUUAAAAGUUAAAUAUUUAUGUAAAUGUUACCGGCUACUUAAAUUACUCCAAAUUUAUUAAUUCCUUUGUCAACAAGGAUCGCUCGAAAUUGAGCAACUAGGGUUAAUCUUUGGUUAAAAGUUAUCGAUAGAAAUGGAUCAUGGGUCGACAAAGUGCAAGAUGUUCCCGACCCGUUGCAGCCGGCCGCCGCAUCCGUCGCUGAAUAGUCGUCCGCAAGAUAGAUGAAGAUUGGUCGGACGACAUCCCAAUCUUUUGACAAUAUACUCAUUUUCGUUUGUAUUCCAGCGAUCCAAACAGCGAGAGAAAUUGAGAAAGAGAACCCCGGCUCCGGCGAACCACCACAGGCGACCCUUUCUCCGGCGAACCACCACACAGGCGACCCAAUCUCUGGGAAUUUACUUACGUAUUCCUUUUCGGGUUGGAUGGAUGGAUGGAUGCCGGAAAAGAAUAAAGAAAAAUGUAGAUCAAUCUGCAGGGGUGGGAAUUUUUCAAAGCCUUUAUCAUCCUCAAGUUUUUACUUGAUACAUUCUCAUGGUGUGCGAUACCUUAGCAACUUGGUAAAUUUUGCUGAUGAAACAAGUAGACAGAUUAACUUUGAGCAUUUAUUUAAUGCUUGCACGACAUCUGAGGUUACAAGGCGCGUUCAUGCUCUUCUUAUUGUGUCAGGCAAAGCCCUAAGCUUUUUUUAUGCUACAAGGCUCGUCAACAAGUAUUCCUUUCUCGGUAAUGUCUCCUUGGCCAGGGACACUUUUGAUCAAAUCUCUAGAAAGGAUUCCUAUACAUGGAAUUCCAUGAUCUCAGCUUAUGUCCGGAAUUCCCAUUUUGAUGAAGCAAUAAAAUGUGUGUUUGAAAUGCUGUCAAGCACUGAUGUUCGACCUGAUUUCUACACCUUCCCCCCUAUCUUGAAAGCUUGUAAAUCUUUAUGUGAUGGGGCACUGUUUCAUUGCUGGGUUUUGAAAUUGGGGUUUGAGUGUGAUGUGUUUGUGGCUGCUUCAUUAGUGCAUAUGUACUGCCGUUUCGGGUUUUCUAGUCGUGCGUAUACGAUUUUCAGAAAUAUGCCAUAUUGGGACAUGGGAUGCUGGAACUCCAUGAUUUCAGGAUUUUGUCAAAGUGGCAAUCAUAAAAAGGCAUUGGCAGUUUUCGAUGAGAUGAUACUGAGAGGCAUAGCAAUUAACGCGGUGACUGUCUCGACUAUUCUCGCAAUUUGUGCACAAACUAAUGAUUCAUUAUGCGGCAUGUUGAUCCAUUUAUUCACGAUAAAGCACGGUUUGGAAUCUAACAUCUUUGUUUCUAAUGCUUUGAUCAACAUGUAUGCCAAAUUUGGCUACAUGGAUUGCGCCCGAAAUGUUUUCGAUCAAAUGGGCGUUAGGGAUUUGGUUACUUGGAACUCCAUAAUCGCAGCAUACGAGCAACGUUGUUGUCCACAGGUAGCACUGGCUUUUUUUCACGAGAUGAAGUCAAAUAAAGUCCAACCUGACUCGUUGACACUGGUGAGCCUAUCCUCAUGCCUUGCUCAGACAAGAGAUAUUUUACGCAGCAAAUCAAUUCAUGGAUUUGUUAUCAGGAGAUGCUGGAUCACAAAAGACACCAUAAUUGGAAAUAGCAUCGUCGACAUGUACGCGAAAUUAGGCAUUUUGGAUUCCGCGCGUCGGGCUUUUGAGCAACUUCCUUUUAAAGACGUAAUCUCGUGGAACACACUGAUCGCGGGUUAUGCUCAAAAUGGCUUCGCAAGUGAGGCCAUUAACUUGUAUCGAGCAAUGAAAGAAAAAGAUAAUCUGAAGCCUAACCAAGGAACGUGGGUGUCAGUUUUACCAGCUUAUGCUCAUUUAGGAGCUCUUAGAGAUGGAAUAAGAAUCCAUUGUCUGGUGCUUAAACAAAACCUUGACGUGGAUAUGUAUGUGGGCACUUGUCUUAUUGAUCUAUACGGAAAAUGUGGUAGACUUCGUGAAGCUAUGCUGUUAUUUCGUGAGGUGCCAAGAGAAACUUCAGUAACUUGGAAUGCUGUAAUAUCGUGCCACGGGCUUCACGGGCUUGGUCAAACAUCUGUCCGACUUUUUCACGACAUGUUGCGUGAGAGAGUGAAUCCCGAUGAGGUGACUUUCUUAUCUUUAUUGACAGCUUGUAGCCAUUCGGGUCUUGUUGACGAGGGAAAACGGUAUUUUCACACCAUGGAGCAAGAAUAUGGAGUGAAGCCCACUUUAAAGCACUAUGGCUGCAUGGUUGACUUGUUUGGGCGGGCCGGGCUAUUGGAAGAAGCAUACAAGUUUAUUGAAACCAUGCCUGUGAGGCCCGAUUCCUCAAUAUGGGGCGCUCUUCUUGGUGCCUCUCGAGUUCAUGGAAAUGUUGAGAUGGGUCAAAAGGCAUCCUGCCAGUUAUUCGAGCUCGACCGGGAAAAUGUCGGAUAUUACGUUUUACUGUCGAAUAUUUACGCAAACUUUGGGCGGUGGGAAGGGGUCGACACAGUAAGGUCAUUGGCCCGGGAUCGCGGCUUGUGGAAAACGCCAGGGUGGAGUUCGGUCGAAUUAAAUAAUGAACUCGAGGUUUUCUAUUCCGGCAGCCGGUCUCAUCCUCAGAGUGAGGACAUAUACAAGGAACUAGCUUUACUAAAUUCUAAAUUGAAAAGCCUCGGUUAUAUCCCAGAUUAUAGUUUUGUGCUUCAAGAUGUAGAAGAUGACGAGAAAGAGAAUAUUCUCUCCAGCCACAGCGAGAGGUUGGCUAUUGUGUACGGAAUUCUUAAUACGCCACCUAAAAGCACUAUAAGGAUAUACAAAAAUUUGCGGGUUUGUGGCGACUGCCACAAUGUGACGAAACUGAUAUCUAAAGUUAUGGAGAGGGAAAUUAUCGUGAGGGACUCGAAUCGUUUUCAUCACUUCAGAGACGGGUUUUGCUCAUGUGGUGACUAUUGGUGAUGCGUGCCCCAAUUCUCAGUUUUACAGAUAAUAUGGUUAGGUUCUCCAUUUUCUGUCAUGGGGUUUCUUUUUUUUUAUCCUCCUUAUUUUGUUAUAGGUUCUCAAAAUAUGCACUUUUGAGCAUUUGAGAAUAAGUUAGGACUGAGUUUGCAUAAGAAGUUUAGUGAUUAAUGUAAUAUUUUGUAACUUUUUAAGUCAUUUUGUUAUGAAUAUUUUCUUCUGGAGUGGUUGUUGGUCUCAGGGAGUUGACAGUGUAUCAUUAGUGGCAAACUGGUAAGGGUUAUCAAAAAUCAGUAUGAAUGGUAUAAGCAGAAUAGGGUGUUGCCAAAUGGCCUUUCAUUGAUGAGCAACGUUUACUAGCUGAGGUAGCAACGAUAGAGCACAAGCUUACGGCAUAGAAGAAGAAGCACGGAGAAACAGCGUGAUUUUUGACAUGCUUUUUGUUUCAGUGUCGCAAACUCUGUCCCCAUACAUUUUUUCUCUUGAUGAUCUCUGUAAGCAGAUGACAGACCAAGAAAGAAUUCAGGUCAAGGAGCAGAUUGAUCCUGUUGCCAGGCUUACAACCUUUUGGAGGUGAAGCCUCACUAACGGGUUGUAUUUCUUGGAGAGUUUUUCCAGCCUCUGGUACAAAUGCGCAAGAGUCAAGUGAAAACCUUAAGAUUGUGAACUGCAAGUCCAAGGGGAGCUCCUGAACAAGGUGUCCUGCUAUCAUAGUCUCAUAAUUAUUUCAGCAUAGGUCUAAAUUCAAAUGCCAACCUUUUUUCCCCAUGUUGGGAUAUAUAUGUUGUAGGUUCUGCUUUUGAAUGGAUUGUGGCAAAAUCAUGUCUUGUAAUUGUUGAGUCAUAAAUGGUUUUGUUGUUAGUACAAAGGCUGAGUCUCACAAUUUGGAUCCAUGAACAUAUGCACAUAUACAUGUAAAAAUAAAUUUAAAUAUCAAAUUAUCAAUCAUAUUGCACCUAAAAUGUGUGCCUCUACAUUUUUGGCUUUGUAGAGA
Messenger RNA from Striga asiatica, 3943 nucleotides. Lineage: Eukaryota; Viridiplantae; Streptophyta; Magnoliopsida; Lamiales; Orobanchaceae. The record is from the annotation of a GenBank genome assembly.